GCCGACGACUCUAUCCAUAACACCCCUCACAAUGGCACGAGUGGCUGGGCACACUCCAUCGUGGCUCUCGGCUCCUUCACCUGGUUUCAAUCUGUUCCAACGAGCGACAGACUCCAAGCCGGCUGCCGCUUACAGAAAUGGAAACGACAAGGAUGCCUCACACGGCCCUUCGCGCACAAUCGCCCACCGCGGCACCGAGCUCUUUGUACUGGUUGGAAACGAUAUUCGCUGGUCCGACCUGGUCAUGCUAAAGGAUGCCCCCAAGAACACCCAAGACCAAAACUACAGAGUCCUCAAGACUCCCGUCGCAAGCCAGAUCAAGCAGCUUGUCGUUUCUCCUCACGGCGACUACCUCGCAAUCCUCACUACUCACACCGUCCACAUCGCUGUCCUCCCUGAUUCAUCGCAUCUCUCCGUCCAGGAUACCUCUCCUCUGCGCAUCAAGACUUUCCAACUCGGUCCGACCGCCCAUGUUGUUGAACAGGCCCCCGUUGUGUCGGCCAUAUGGCACCCCAUGGGCUUCAUGGGCAGCUGCUUGGUCACUGUCACUCAGGAUGCUUGCGUUCGUCUCUGGGAGCUCAAUCGCGAUUCGCGUGCCUCGUUCGAUGAACCUGAGCUGGCUUUGGAUUUGAAGAAGCUUGCCAAUGCCACCUCUUCGGACCAGGACUUUGCCGCUUCCAAGUACGGUACAAGCAAGGGCUUCUCGCCCGAUUCGGUUGAGAUGGAGGUCGCUGCUGCUUGCUUUGGUGCUAGGGCCACCUCGGACGAACACGGCUGGUCUCCCAUGACUCUCUGGAUUGCCAUGACCGAGGGCGAUGUUUACGCUCUCUGCCCCCUGCUUCCCUCAAAGUGGGAGCCUACUCCGACCACUAUCCCUUCAUUGUCGACCGCCGUCGUAGCAAAAGCCGAGGCCAUCUCCCAAGCUGAUCCCACCCCGGAAGAACGUCGCAUUGUCGACCAGCAACAAAAGUGGCUCGCCGACAUAGAUGCACAGGAGCCUUUGGUCGUCUCACAUGCCGAUACUUUGAAUGAAUUCGAGGUCUACAACCGUCCUGCUAACCCUCCUGCUGUUCCCAAACUGCAAGGCCCUUUCUAUCUCAACCCUGAACCCGACUUUGAUCAAAUCACCGACAUUUUUGUUAUUGCUCCUCGUCUCGACGAUGACGCCUUGAUGCAGGAAGAAGACCAGGACGACUUCCUCGGUCACGAUGAUCUCUCCGUCGGUAUAGUAUGUCUGGCUACUGCUGCAGGAAAGGUUCAUGUCUGUCUGGACCUUGAUGGUGUCGAAGCUCAGUGGCUACCAUCCAGACGUGCUGCCUUCCGCCGUCGCUUCGACGAGGAAGAGACUUUCUCCGAACUGCUCCUGGUUGAAACCUUGACUACUUCAGAAACCAAAAAUUCAUGGCCGACCUUCACCCCGACCACAACUAGUCGCUAUGGCUUUUUCCUCAGCUCCAACGAGGGUAUUUACAACAUUUCCCUUGAAUCCUGGAUCGCUCCUCUGGAGGAUGAGCUCAUCAACCCUACUGAUUCUGGCGCUGCAUUCCGUCUCGACGUAUUGUUUGACGUCGAGAAAUCUACUGUAGACCAGAUCCUUAAGCGUAACCACGGUUCUGUGACCUCGGUAGCGCCCGCCUGUCUCUCGAUCGUCGACUCUGACUUGGGCCAUUUCAUCUUGACCGCUUCCUCUUCCCAGCCUCAAGCUGUGGUUCUAGAUCUGCCAGUCGACCGAUCACUUUACAAUUCAUUCGCUCCUGACGAGACACCGCUUGCACUUCCUGCCCCAUCUGUUCGCCAACCAUAUCAACCAUCCGAGGCAUUCUUCGCUACUUCUGCUCUUCCAGGCUUCCUUGACUCUGCUCUUCAAAGAAACACCAAUGUAAGAAGGGCAGAUUUGAAGAAACAGGUCGUUUUCUCUCCCGUCAAUCUAGACAUCCUUACCGAUGCGCACCGCCUGUUGUCCACAGAGACAAGUAGACUGGGUGCUGCAGCUGCCGACCUCUUCCGUCGUUGCGAGAGAAUGCGCGCCGAACUAUCAGAGCAGAUCCGUCACGUCGAUGAACUCUCCAGACGUGCAGAUGCUGUAACAGGAGACGAUGACGAUGGCCAAGGUACUGAUCAACCCCGUGUCGUCGGCAAGGAGAGAAUCGACGAGCGCAUGGAGAAUGCACGCAAUCGAUCAAAGGAACUCGCCAAGCGCGUCGAGGCUAUGCGCCGUCGCAUGGCAGGUCUAGGUGGCAAGGAGUUGAGCGCAAAGGAAGAAGCUUGGGCAGCCGAAGUCUCUUCUCUUUCUACUAGUCUCGGCGAGACAGAGGCACCCGCACAAGAAAGCAUUGCAACAGACGACGAUCUUACAAGCCGCUUACAAGCAGUCGGCGAACUGCAACGAGCACUUGUAGCCCGCGCAAAGGAAGCCGCCGAGCAGCAAAAAGCCAUCGCCCCUACACCGCAAGAUGAUGAGAGCGAACCUCAAGAUCUUAGCGCCAGUGUAAGCCGUAUACCCGUCGACUUCAGAAAACAGAAGAUUGCACAGGUGAUGCAGAUGUUGGACCGCGAGACUGCUUUGGUAGAUGCUGUCAUGGAUCGUCUAGGCAAGCUCAAGGGGCUCGGGAGUUCCAUCUCAUCUCUGUGAAUACCCCUGUUGUGAUACAUUUCUAUGAUGGGAAGACGGUCAGGAAAUGAAUGCGCUUGCCGGACUAAAAAUCGAAACUUGCAUAUAUCAUAUGAAAUGAAACUAUUACCAACACCAAAAGACUCUCGUACAAGGAUGAAUUUCAGGACUGUGUGAUAUCUCAAGCUCGCGCUCACGGGUCAUCUGGUGAUGUUGACCAUUGACUAGGUACUUGUUUUCUUCUUGCGUUGCUUCAUUCUUUCUUGAUUGUGCCUUCCUUUUGUAAAACAUCGGUGCUGCUGCCAUUGUUCCUUCCUUCUAUAUCGCUCCUUCCCAAGUAUCGCU
Messenger RNA from Aureobasidium pullulans EXF-150, 2956 nucleotides. RefSeq lists its product as uncharacterized. NCBI's taxonomy places the organism in Eukaryota, Fungi, Ascomycota, Dothideomycetes, Dothideales, Saccotheciaceae. The record is from RefSeq and is a predicted model, not a curated record. Gene Ontology annotation, biological process: ribosomal large subunit export from nucleus; ribosomal small subunit export from nucleus; protein import into nucleus. The coding region runs from base 32 to 2632 and encodes 866 amino acids. Gene Ontology annotation, cellular component: nuclear pore. The transcript has 2 exons. Gene Ontology annotation, molecular function: structural constituent of nuclear pore.